Molecule: messenger RNA, 659 nt
Organism: Oncorhynchus masou masou (cherry salmon)
Lineage: Eukaryota; Metazoa; Chordata; Actinopteri; Salmoniformes; Salmonidae
Product: copine-8-like
Exons: 6
Coding region: 252-659 (135 amino acids)
Biological process (GO): cellular response to calcium ion
Cellular component (GO): plasma membrane
Molecular function (GO): calcium-dependent phospholipid binding
Source: RefSeq, a predicted model, not a curated record
GUGUUUAGGCUGACCUUGUGAGCUUCCCACCCUCCGCACUAUCACUCAUAUAAUAGGCUCGUACCUCGUUCUCAGCUCUGCAUCCUAAAAUGAGAUGAAUCUUUCAACAGUCACACAUGACGCUGGGCUGUUGUGGGCAACACUCCUCUCGCUUCCUCAUGCAACCGCGACCCUAAGCAGCGCACCGUUUUAACGGUUGCUUCCUUCUUUUAUACGACCGAAAAAGGACUGUUUAACCGGAGAUUUCGACGAUGAGUAGCUUUAUGAAUAUGGCGUGUAUUGGAGACUUUGACCCGUUCACCGCUGCCAUUCCCGCCACCAAAGUUGAGCUCACUGUGUCGUGUCGAAAUCUCCUGGACAGAGACACAUUCUCCAAAUCAGACCCAAUUUGUGUGCUGUACACUCAAGGAAUCUCCAACAGGGAAUGGAGAGAGUUUAGUCGGACAGAGGUGAUAGACAACACACUGAAUCCAGACUUUGUCCGUAAAUUCCUCCUGGACUACUUCUUUGAGGAGAGGCAGAAUCUCCGCUUUGACCUGUAUGACCUCGACUCGAAAAGCGACAACCUGUCUAAACAUGACUUCCUGGGCCAGGCAUUCUGUACCCUGGGGGAGGUAGUGGGCUCCAUGGGAAGCCGCAUGGAGAAACCUCUCAUGUAA